AUGUCUAAUAAGCAAAUUAUCUACACCACUCCACCUGCCCCGGCUAUCAACCCCUCUCUCAGCAAUGGAACCUUCCGUCUAAACACACUCCCCAUCCCCAAAGAUGUACCCACAGACAAACUGCUUGUGCGCGUGCACUACCUCUCCCUUGACCCAGCCAUGCGCCAAUGGCUAACCGCUAAACGCUCCUACAUCGCCCCAGUCGAGCAAGGCGCCGUGAUGCGCGGGCAGAGCAUCGCCCAAGUCAUCGCCGUCGGCAGCGGGCUGGCAUCCAAGUACAGCGCAGGCGACUGGGUCGUCGCCUACUCUGGCUGGCAGGAGUACGCGCUUAUAGGCGCCAAAGAAGCAGAUAAGGUACUCGUGCCUGCGGGCGGACGUCCCACCGACGCGAUGUCCGUGCUCGGCAUGACGGGCCUGACCGCGUACUUCGGUAUGGUGGAAGUCGGGCAGCCGAAGAAGGGCGACACGGUUGUUGUUUCUGGUGCUGCGGGAGCGACGGGAAUGGUUGCCGGCCAGAUUGCGCGCAUCAAGGGCGCCAAACGCGUGGUCGGUUUGGCGGGGAGUAAGGAGAAGUGUGAUUUCCUGGUUCGGGAGUUGGGCUUUGAUGCGGCGGUUAAUUAUAAGGAUGCCGAUUGGCGGAAGCAGUUGAAGGAGGCUACCCCGGAGUACAUUGAUGUCUUUUUUGAUAAUACUGGCGGUGAUAUCUUGGAUGCUUGCUUGGCUCGGGCCGCUAAGGAUUCGCGCUUUGCGAUCUGUGGCGCUAUCAGUCAGUAUAAUGCGGCUAAGCCGCAGGGUCCGGCGAGUUUCAUGAAUGUUAUUUCGCAACGCAUCACUAUGAAGGGUUUCAUUGUCUUUGAUUUCGCGAAGCAGUACCCGGCUGCUCUCAAGGAGCUGGGCUCUUGGUUGGCUGAGGGUAAGCUGAAGCGCAAGGAGCAUAUCGUGCCCGGUGGUUUGGAGGCGGCGCCACAGGCUCUCAUUGACCUGUAUGCUGGUGCCAACACUGGUAAGAUGAUGGUGGAGGUUGCACCAGUCAGCGAGGCAUUGGCGGCAAAGGCCAAGCUUUGA
Penicillium paradoxum is the source of this 1065-nucleotide messenger RNA. RefSeq names its product MDR family NADP-dependent oxidoreductase. Lineage: Eukaryota; Fungi; Ascomycota; Eurotiomycetes; Eurotiales; Aspergillaceae. The transcript has 2 exons. The coding region runs from base 1 to 1065 and encodes 354 amino acids. The record is from RefSeq and is a predicted model, not a curated record. Gene Ontology annotation, molecular function: oxidoreductase activity, acting on the CH-CH group of donors, NAD or NADP as acceptor.